Pestalotiopsis fici W106-1 is the source of this 399-nucleotide messenger RNA. Its product is annotated as Acetate non-utilizing protein 9. Gene Ontology annotation, biological process: mitochondrial respiratory chain complex II assembly; succinate metabolic process. Bases 1 to 399 code for a protein of 132 amino acids. NCBI's taxonomy places the organism in Eukaryota, Fungi, Ascomycota, Sordariomycetes, Amphisphaeriales, Sporocadaceae. The record is from RefSeq and is a predicted model, not a curated record. The transcript has 3 exons. Gene Ontology annotation, cellular component: mitochondrion; mitochondrial intermembrane space.
AUGAGACCCUCGUGCCGACUCCUCGCUCAAGCCUCGUCGGCCGGCUCGACCAAUGCCGGCCUGCGGCCGGCGCUGGCCCUGCUGCCGCCCAUCCCGCUGUACCGGCGGCUGUUUCGCGCGCACCGCAAGCACCUGCCCGCCGAGAUGCGGCUCCUGGGCGACGAGUACAUCAAGGCCGAGUUUCGGAGUCAUCGGGAGACGGAGAAUCCUGCGCAUAUUAUUGGUUUCUUGACCGAGUGGCAGUUGUAUGCUCAAAAGAUUGAGGGCGACGCGUGGCAGGGCGAAAAGAUUGACCCGGCCAAGAUUGAAAAGAUGAGUGAUCAGCAGAUGGGACAGCUUUAUGAGCUGAUGCAGGCUAUACGGAAACACUCUGCCGAUGAGGGAGAGGGCGAGGCAUGA